Molecule: messenger RNA, 609 nt
Organism: Podarcis lilfordi (Lilford's wall lizard)
Lineage: Eukaryota; Metazoa; Chordata; Lepidosauria; Squamata; Lacertidae
Source: the annotation of a GenBank genome assembly
AUGGCCUACUGUUGCUUCACACGUUCCUUUGUGUCACUUUCCCAUCACAUUUCAUGUUUCGCUCACUCUUUCCCUCUUGAAUUAGUUACCUCUUACUUGUACCGUGGUACCUUGGUUCUUGAACUUAAUCCAUUCCGGGAAUCUGUUCGACUCCCAAAACCAUUCGGAAACCAAGGUGUGGCUUCUGAUUGGCUGCAGGAGCUUCCUGCAGAAGCCACGUCGGAUGUUCGACUUCCAAAAAACGUUCACAAACCGGAACACUUCUGGGUUUGCGGCGUUUGGGAGCCAAUUUGUUCAGGAGCCAAGUCGUUCAAGUACCAAGGUACCACUGUAUAUGCAAUUACUUACAUUUGCAAUUUUUCAUACUCACUUUGUUUCUUUGCACAGUAUCUUGCUUGCUUACUCACUACUCCUUCCUUCCUUCUUUCCUUCCUCUCUUCCUUCCUCUCUCUCUCUUUCUCUUUCUUUUUCAAGUUGCUUGCCUCUCUUUCAAUCACUUGCUUUUUAAAUGCAUCACUAGGGAUGAAAUUAGUUGAGAAAAUGACCUGUUCAGGCUCUCUCCAGGUCCUUCAGCAAUGUACCAGCUAUUGCCGGCUGUCCAUGGUUUGA